Messenger RNA from Naegleria lovaniensis, 930 nucleotides. RefSeq lists its product as uncharacterized. Bases 1 to 930 code for a protein of 309 amino acids. The record is from RefSeq and is a predicted model, not a curated record. NCBI's taxonomy places the organism in Eukaryota, Heterolobosea, Eutetramitea, Acrasida, Naegleriidae. The transcript has a single exon.
AUGUCAACCACCAAUUACAAAGAAAUGGGUGAUCAUCAAAAAUAUCAUCAGACCUUGGAAUUCAUUACGAAAUCAUUAUCGGUUGAAUCUCCGAGUGGUGAUACUAGAGUAUGUCCAUUUUGUUUACAAAACACGUGUGUGGAUCAAUUAUCGGAACAUGUUGCGUAUUGUAUGAGCAUUUGGAACAGCUUGUUUUCGAAUGAUUCGGAUUUGUUUGUGGAGGAGAAUCAGUCUGAAAAUUCAGAAAAAAAGAGGAAAUUAUUUUCUCUUGAUGCAGCUGAUGCAAUGUCAUUGAAUCCGACAAAAAAGAAAAAGAAUUAUCAAAACAAAAUGAGACCUCAUCCUUUAUUGGAAGAGCUUGGGGAUGAUAUGAUACGACAUUUUUUGUCAUUUAUGGAAAACAAGUUUUUAAUUGGAGUGUGUAUGAGAGUUUCAAAGCAUUGGUUGGAAAUUAUUCGAACUAUUCCCAUUGAAUUUACACUUGAUAUCAAAGAACAGUUGUCUUCUGUUCUACAAAUUGUCUCAAACCCAAGCGGUCUAUGUUUGACAAAACUCGAGUUGCCAUUUGAAUACAGCAAUUUGUGCUGCAUCCCAAUGACCAACAAUAAGAACUUGGAUAGACUUCAAACUUUUAUUCUGCAUGAACUGCAGUCUAAAUAUUUCGUCAAUUCACUAAUUGAAAGUUCCUACAUGGGUAAUUUACGUGAACUCACUCUCAAGCAUUGCCAACACUUUGGCAACGACAUUUUAGCAGCUCUUUGUACUAGUACCUAUUUACAAAGCCUCACCUCUCUAACAAUAGAGUCAGGAAAUAUAACUGCGGAUGGUUUAUCUGUACUCAAAAGCAAUCCCCCAAUCAUGAGAAAUUUAACAACAUUAGGGUUAAAUUUCAACCCGUGUAGAGAUAGAGGAGCAAGUGUUCAUCAUUAA